This is a messenger RNA of Peronospora matthiolae, 2574 nucleotides long. The record is from the annotation of a GenBank genome assembly. NCBI's taxonomy places the organism in Eukaryota, Oomycota, Peronosporomycetes, Peronosporales, Peronosporaceae.
AUGACGCCAGGCCGCGCCGCGCCAGCGACUGCGACAGGAUCUUCCGGUCACCGUCAGCCACGUCGCCAGCAGCGGGUGCGCAACUUACGUCCUGCGACGUCGAGUCCGGACGACGUGAGGACUCAUCAGUCGCUUGGUCCAAGACAGAUGGUACAGGGGUACGCUGGAGGGUACGCUGGACUGCAGGAGGGUAGAUUCACGGGGCAGCCAGCGCGGUCCCCGUCUGUUCGGGACAGGAACGAGCAGUUAUUGAGCAACAGGUUACAAGAGAAUUCAAUGAAGACAAGUACGAGUCACGAGCUGCAGGUCAAGCGCCAGUUGGUGCAACAGGAGAGGGAAGAGGAGCUGGCGGGCCGUCCGGCAAUGAUUGCUAUGGACCAAGAUGAUCUACCAGCUCUGUACCUCAAGCAAGAACGACGUUCUGGAGACAGGAGAGCAGAGUCUUAUUAUCCAGACGGGAGCAGGGGUGAAAAAGCGCGUGGACAUUUCACGACGGGAGGCGUGUCUCAUGGAAACUGCAGAAGCAGUCGGGCAGUCAGUGGAAGCAGACUUAAUGUCCAGAGUCAUAGCAGUCGCAACAGUGCAAGUCGAAGUCGUGGUUCGAGCUCGAGCAAUUACCAUCGUCAAAACGCGGGAGCUGUACGUCACGUGGACAAUGAUCAGUGCCAGCCUGCUCCUGCACGUACUGAAGCUCCUGCUGCACGCCAGCAGGUCUCUUCGGUUUACACGUCCGUGCCGGUUCGUGCCGCAGUGAAGCCGGCUACACGGACUGAGCCGAUAGUGUGGCGUGUUGCGAUGGACCCCAAGUCAAAGAGACCCUACUACUACCACACGAUCACCUGGGAGACGACAUGGAAGAAACCGGCAGAAUUGGUGGCCGCUGAAACACGCGAGAAGCGUCAGUUUUUUUCGGUGAUGGAGAAUAACAUUCGCCUAAAGCUGCGGGAUGGCUAUUAUACGCGCGACAGUGAGACAUCAAACUCGAACCACAGCACACCUGAUGCGGUCCACAAGCCGCAUAACGAGGUGUCCCCACGUACCUCGUGCCGCUCGUCUGCGAGUACUGCAAGUACACGCAGCAGCUUGAGCUCAUACACGGGUGGAUCCGGAAGGUCUUUACCCGGGUCCGCGCGGCAGCUCAUUAUGAGCUCUACACGGUCGCUGCCCGCGACUCCGGAAGUAAUGGACGUGCCGUAUUUGGGCCCGACUGAGACGCAGCCCCAGCAAGAACCCGAGUCCAUAGCGCGAGAUUCAGAAGAAAGUCGUGACAGCAUGAAACGCCCGUCGUUGUUCAGGACGCUGUCGUCCUAUGAAACGCCCGUUAUGACCUCGUGUCGCAAAAGUGGUGAUGUUGUGGACUUGGAAGAGGUCGGCUGUAACGCUCCUAUCUCUCUUGUUACACCGUCGCCAAUUCAGGAGUGUGUGUGUCUGGCAACCCUGAUGUCGCGGGCUUCAGAUUUAGAGACUUAUGCUCGUGCUGCUGGAGCGGCCAAUGGAUAUGGCAGGCCGUCCCUGCAGGCUCUAUCUGGAAGAGGCAGUUCGGCGUCAGCGCUUGUGAAUGCUCAGGCUUUUGGAAGCAAGGGUGCUUUUGUGAACAAGCCAUGCACGGUGCGACGUCGUUCCAACAGCACUAACUCCAUUUAUUUGCGAAUGGGUACAAUGGAUACGCCUGAUCAAGAUGCCACGAUUCAGUGUGUGGCAACUGUCUUACGGGCGCACAUGAUGGAAGCGCUGGAAGAUCCGAUUCGAUCCGAACCGCGCUUUGAUGUAUUUGUGACAGCGCACGACCACCAGUGCGUCCCGUCUCUUGUAGACGAAUUGAGUACUAAAGAAUCUUGUUUCGCAGAGAUGGAGAACAACAAUGUUAUGGUGGAUGUUGUCCCCACGCUGUCGGAAAUCGCUACUUUUGUCAAGCACGUGUUUUCCCGUGCUCAGAUGGAGUCAGAGUGCAUUAUUAUGAGUCUCGUGUAUGUGGAGCGUCUUUUGAAGGCCACAAGCGGUUCUCUGCAGCUACGCGGGGAAAAUUGGCAGCGAUUGGUGUUUUGCUCGAUGGUCAUGGCUUCGAAGGUCUGGGACGAUUUGAGCAUGACCAACGCUGACUUUUCCAGGAUCUGGCCGGAGCUCUCGCUGAAGCUAAUCAAUGAGCUGGAGCUUGUGUACCUGAGUGCCGUGGAGUACAAUGUCCGAGUGUCGGCUGCGUCGUACGCAAAGUACUAUUUCCAUCUGCGGUCCAUGUGUGCUACGAUGGGUUUGCUGGAAGCCUUCGAUGAAAGUGCACCACUAAACCUCGAUGGUGCUCGUAAGAUGCAGGUACUGUCGGAAGAAUAUCAGGAGCGAUCGAAGCUAAUGCCGGCUCCCCGCCGCCGUAGUGUGACGAUCACGAGCACGUCAGUUGGCGAAAGUAUGCAGACCGGUGGCAGUGCAAGACGCCUCGAGGUCGGUGGUUCAUCAGCUAGGCUGACGAAAGCUUCGCCUGCCGCGAGUCUUGAACAGCUCGUGCGAAUGCAGUUACGCGUUGCUGGUGGUAGCUCGCUUCGGUCGUCAAUGCAUCGCUUGACCACAGCGAAGCAGUGA